GAGUGCAAAGAGAAGCAACUUAACAGCUUUCUUUCCUCGUUUCCACAAAUAAACGUGUUCCGUAAGAUCAUUUUCCUCUCCGUAAAACUUUCCCCCCGCUUCAUAUAUAUACCUACUAACAAUUGUCAUCUUCAAUCAAGAAAUUAGUACACACCAAGAAUUUCAGACACAAACACUUUCUUUUUUUUUAUUACUUCUUAAACCGAACUUUUUCGUUCAAUUUAGUUCAAUUUGAAGCAAGAUUUUGGCUUAAACAAUAUCCUGAAGAUCAAAAUGGAUCCCGAGGCUUCAAAUCUGGAAUCUGAAGGCAGUGUCCAUUUGCAGAUUUCUGAGCUUAACGCAAGGCUAAGUGAAACAGGCAGUUUUAGUCCAGCCAUUGAGCCCCAAACUUGCUCUGUUGAGACCAAAAAUAGCAGCACGGCUGAUUCUAUGUCUCAAACGAGGCCUGCGAUUCGGGCUCCCGAAAAGAAGCUUACCCUUUUUGCGCUUCGUCUAGCAGUGCUUGAGAAAGCAGCCUCUGGAAUUGGAACUCUGGGAUUCAUAUGGGCUACUGUUGUUCUACUUGGUGGUUUUGCCAUCACUUUGGACAAAACAGAUUUUUGGUUCAUAACUGUUAUUCUUUUAAUUGAGGGAACUCGAAUAUUUAGCAGGAGUCAUGAGCUCGAAUGGCAACAUCAGGCCACAUGGUCUAUUACUGAUGCUGGGAUCAAUAGUUUCCAUGCUAUAAAAUCGAGCUCAAGUUCGAUAAUAAGAACCAUGAAGACGCUUUUUAGGCCGGUUUUUAACUCCAGAAAGGCGAGCCAUCGGAGCAGGGAGAUUUCAGGGACGAUGCGUCAAGCUAGCAGGCGAAAAUGGGAUCAAAAGAAGAUGCCAACUCGAACAUGGACGAGUUCAGAGGUCCCUCUUCUUCCUUAUGCAAAAUGGGUUUUUAUUUCAAGAAAUGUUAGUAAGGUUUUAUAUUGGCUCCAACUUGCAUCAGCAACCGCCUGCGUGGUUCUCUCAAUGACCAAGCUUAUCCAUCGAAAUUAUGGAGAAAUCGAGAAAGGUGAUACGGAUAAGAGGAACAGGAAAUCAGCUCUAAUUAUAUUCUAUUCCUUGGCCUUGGCUGAGGCAUUGCUGUUUCUCAUGGAGAAAGCCUACUGGGAGUGGAAAGUCAGCGUUUGGAGACUAUUGGAUGAGGUGAACAGGGAGUGCGAUUUGGGACAAUCUGGCAUGAUUUCUAUCAAAAGAUUCUUCUAUGAUGCCUAUUCAAAAUGUGUCAAUGGAAGCAUUUUUGAUGGUCUGAAAAUGGACAUGGUUUCAUUUGCCAUGGAAUUGCUAGGCUCUAAUUCCCCCGAUGAGCAGCUUAUUGGAGCGAGAAUCUUGAGAAAAUUUGCUACAAGCAAGGUGUUUUCUGAUGAGACUCUCCAAAAGAUUGGAAUAAAUUUAUCAGUUAUGGAAAGAUUAGUCGAAAUGUUGAAUUGGAAAGACCCUCAAGAAGAAGAGAUCAGGUAUUCAGCUGCAGAAAUCUUGUCAAAACUGGCUGAAAAAAGGCAAAACUCGGUACGGAUUGCUGGAAUACCAGGUUCUAUGGAGUCAAUAUCAUGUCUUUUGCACGUCAGCAGGAGCCAUGGUGGAGCAAGUGAUGAAAUAUCUGAGAAGAGAAUCAUCUUCGAUAAUGAGAACUAUGGUUCUUGGGCAUUCAAUCAUAUGGGGCUUCUCAUUUUGAAGAAACUCGCUCGUGACCAUGAUAUAUGUGGAAAAAUUGGUAACACGAGGGGUCUCCUACCGAAGAUUAUUGACUUCAUGCAUGCUGAAGAGAGGUUGUUGACAGAUUCAUCUGCUGCACCCUCUCAAAUUUUAAUUGUUAAACGAUCUCUUCAGGUUCUCAAGAUGUUAGCUAGCACAGCAGGCACUGCAGGAAAACAACUAAGAAAAGAGAUUUCUGAGAUUGUUUUCACAAUUAUCUAUAUCCGGGAUAUACUAAGGUAUGGGAAGAAGCAUCCCCAGCUGCAAAUAUUGGCAAUCGAAGUCUUGACUAGCCUCGCAAUGGAAGAGGAUGCAACAGAGAGGAUUGGUAGCACAGGCGGAGUUCUUAAAGAAUUGUUCAAUAUUUUCUUCAAUGAGGAGAUGCCUGAGAAUCAGAGUCACGUAAGAGUUGCAGCCGGGGAAGCACUUUCUAUGCUGGUACUCGAAAGUAAGAAUGAUUGUCAGCGUGUUCUGAAAUGGAGGAUGAGUCAGAAGCUCGUUAAAGCUUUGGAAUCUCCACUGCUUAGAAUAAAUGCAGCUAGAAUAUUAAGAAACUUGUGUGUGUAUAGUGGAGAAGAUUGCUUCGACCAAUUAAAGGGACUCACUGAUGCAGGACCUGCAGUCCUUCAAGCUAUCAUGAACGAAGAGAACAAAUUACUCGAAGUAAUGGUUGGAGUUGCAGCGUGCAUUUUCAAAUUUACGACAUCUCAAGAAGCCAGCAACACGUUUAAGAGAGCUCGAUUUCCAGAAUCUGAUCUGGCCUACAAACUUGUCCAAAUUCUGAAGAAUUAUCAGUAUCCUUCCAUAAAAGUCCCAAACAUAAGAAGAUAUGCCAUAGAGUUAGCAAUUUGGAUGAUGAAAGAUAAUGAGGCGAACAUCCUAACUUUCACAAGACUGGGAAUGGAACGUGAGCUGGAGUUCGUUUUGGACACGACUUCUGAGCUGGAGAGUUUUAAUAUCUUCUCCGGGAGUGUUGGCCUAUGCAGGCACAGCACAACCAUCCAAACACUAGUUGAAAUAGCCAUGAAGCUGCUGGCAGAAAACUAAAACUAUAGAAACUCCAAAGUGCAAUAUUCUUGAAGAAACAGAAGUAAGAAUUGAAGGCUAUUCUUUAAUUUUUCUCAAAGAUGGAAGCAUAAAACUACUGGGAAUUCUUGAUUCGUAAUAAUUUAUCUGCACAAUGCAAGAACAGAUUUCGGUUUUUCUUAUCAUUGAUUUGUAACUAUAUUAUUUUUAUUGUAUAUAUUAUAGAUUAUUUUUCAGAAUUGCCCAUGUGUUAUGCAUAAGCAGUAAAUCUAUUAUUUAAAACCAUCAGUUCAGGAGGCAUGGUUCCUUCUCAGGAUCAAGCGAUUCUUCCUUCCUGGAAGCAGCAUACAA
This is a messenger RNA of Olea europaea var. sylvestris, 3105 nucleotides long. RefSeq lists its product as uncharacterized. The transcript is spliced from 2 exons. NCBI's taxonomy places the organism in Eukaryota, Viridiplantae, Streptophyta, Magnoliopsida, Lamiales, Oleaceae. Bases 274 to 2775 code for a protein of 833 amino acids. The record is from RefSeq and is a predicted model, not a curated record.